CCACUUGUUCCAAGACGCUCGGCCUGAGUGACACUGGAGCUGAGGUCGCCCCUCCUGGGGGGGGUAUAAAAAGCUGGACCCAGUGACAUUCGGUCCUUUUUUUGCGUCCACCAGAGAGAUCCAGUCUCGACAGCCACAGUAAAGUCCAACCAUGGGAAAGGAGAAGAUCCACAUCAACAUCGUGGUCAUCGGCCAUGUCGACUCCGGCAAGUCCACCACCACCGGUCACCUGAUCUACAAGUGCGGCGGCAUCGACAAGAGAACCAUCGAGAAGUUCGAGAAAGAAGCCGCUGAGAUGGGCAAGGGCUCCUUCAAGUACGCCUGGGUGCUGGACAAACUGAAGGCCGAGCGUGAGCGUGGUAUCACCAUCGACAUCGCUCUGUGGAAGUUCGAAACCGCCAAGUACUACGUGACCAUCAUUGAUGCUCCCGGUCACAGGGAUUUCAUCAAGAACAUGAUCACCGGUACAUCUCAGGCCGACUGUGCUGUGCUGAUCGUUGCUGCUGGUGUUGGCGAGUUUGAGGCUGGUAUCUCCAAGAACGGCCAGACCCGCGAGCACGCCCUGCUGGCCUUCACCCUGGGCGUGAAGCAGCUCAUCGUUGGUGUCAACAAGAUGGACUCCACUGAACCACCCUACAGCCAGAAGCGUUACGAGGAAAUCACCAAGGAGGUGUCCGCCUACAUCAAGAAGAUCGGCUACAAUCCUGCCACCGUCGCCUUCGUGCCCAUCUCUGGGUGGCACGGAGACAACAUGCUGGAGGCCAGUGAUAAGAUGGGAUGGUUCAAGGGCUGGAAGAUCGAGCGCAAGGAGGGCGGCGCCACUGGCACCACCCUGCUGGAGGCCCUGGACUCCAUCUUGCCUCCGACCCGUCCCACCGACAAGCCCCUCCGUCUCCCCCUGCAGGACGUCUACAAGAUUGGCGGUAUCGGAACUGUGCCCGUGGGUCGUGUUGAGACCGGUAUCCUGAAGCCAGGCAUGGUCGUCACCUUCGCUCCCCCCAACCUGACCACUGAGGUCAAGUCUGUGGAGAUGCACCACGAGUCUUUGUCUGAGGCUCUUCCUGGAGACAACGUGGGCUUCAACGUCAAGAACGUCUCUGUCAAGGAGAUCCGUCGUGGCAACGUGGCCGGUGACAGCAAGAACGACCCCCCGCUGGCUGCUGAGAACUUCACCGCCCAGGUCAUCAUCCUGAACCACCCAGGCCAGAUUUCCCAAGGCUAUGCCCCGGUGCUGGACUGCCACACAGCUCACAUCGCCUGCAAGUUCAGCGAGCUGAAGGAGAAAAUCGAUCGCCGUUCCGGCAAGAAGCUUGAGGACAACCCCAAGGCUUUGAAGUCUGGAGAUGCUGCCAUCAUCACCAUGGUGCCUGGGAAACCACUGUGUGUGGAGAGCUUCUCCCAGUACCCUCCACUUGGUCGCUUCGCCGUGCGCGACAUGAGGCAGACCGUGGCGGUCGGCGUCAUCAAGACGGUGGAGAAGAAGGCCGCCACCAGCGGCAAGGUGACCAAGUCUGCUCAGAAGGCCGAGAAGAAGAAGUGAAUGGCCAUGCAGGACGACAAGUGCCUGUCGCUGCAAAGCCCUGUUGGCUGCGACGUGUCGCUGCGCUCAGCACCGUCCUCGCUCAGGCAGCGCUCUCUACUCAAGGACUGGCUUAGGCUGAUUAGAACCCACCGCAAAAGUUUUCGCAGGAAAGAAAGGCUUGUCCUCAUCUGACUGUGAUUGUAAAAAAGAAAUAAUAAAAAUGUUGUUGAGGAA
Molecule: messenger RNA, 1756 nt
Organism: Synchiropus splendidus (mandarinfish)
Lineage: Eukaryota; Metazoa; Chordata; Actinopteri; Syngnathiformes; Callionymidae
Product: elongation factor 1-alpha
Exons: 8
Coding region: 152-1540 (462 amino acids)
Biological process (GO): translational elongation; translation
Molecular function (GO): GTP binding; GTPase activity; translation elongation factor activity
Source: RefSeq, a predicted model, not a curated record